Molecule: messenger RNA, 446 nt
Organism: Amoebophrya sp. A25
Lineage: Eukaryota; Dinophyceae; Syndiniales; Amoebophryaceae
Source: the annotation of a GenBank genome assembly
UGAAGAUGAAAUAACUAGGCGUGGUCCUGCUCAUGGUUUUUCGAAAAAGAAAAUGGAGGACAGCAAUAGCCUGAAGAAAGGUAAAAGAACUCAAGACGGACGACGACGACGCGCUAAGGACACGACCUGCGAAGGUGAUCAGGAGCUGUUGUCAGAAGAACACGUUACUACAGUUGCCGACAAGAAGAAAAUGCGAGUUGUUCGAGAGACCCCUUUGGAGCCUGAUGAAGCAGUCGAAGCGAGGAUUAUGCUAAAGGCGAUGGAUAUUGACGAGAACGCUUUUGUCGGCAGCCAGAUUUGGGAUGCGCAUCAGCGAUCCUUUGUGAAAGAGGAUCCCGAGAAUAAAGUGAAGGAACUCAUAGCAUCCUCAGCUGCUUCGCAAACUACUAGUACUACAACUACGACGUCAUCCACACAGGCGAAGCACUCCUCCAACAGCAAAGAAC